AUUGUUGCUGAGGCCGAAGAAUUCCAGCCGAAAGCGUACUACGCAGCAUGGAAGCGUACUGGGAAGCGAAUGGUCAUGCACCGCAUUCAUUGAAAUAUGAGAGUGAGGCUAGUGUGCCUGGAUACACGUACUGCGGUGAACCGGGACUGAACUUUUCCGCCAACAAUACCACCUACAGCGAAGAUGAUGCCGAUUUUCCACCAGGACGGCGGGGCAAAACGUCACGGCAAGAUCCACUGUCACAUCGGAUCAUUGAGAAGCGACGCCGUGAUCGGAUGAACUCCUGCCUGGCAGACCUUUCGCGACUCAUUCCGCAGCAGUACAUGCGCAAAGGUCGGGGUCGCGUAGAAAAGACGGAAAUCAUUGAGAUGGCCAUACGGCACCUGAAGAAUCUGCAGAACCAAGAGUGUGGUCGGGAAACGGCAUGCGCCGAACAGUACCGGCUCGGCUACAACGAGUGUCUGACGGAGGCGGCCAAGUUUAUGAUGCGUGAGCGUGGCGAGGAGAUGUGUUUCCGUAUGGUGGCACACCUGAAGGAACAUUGCAAUGAGAUUAUGAAGGGUGAACUGACAAAGUCACGCUGUGGUGCAGAACUUGCGAACGGUGGCAGUCCCAUCUAUCUGGCCAGUGGGCAGUUAGGCCAUUUGCGGGAAAUACUCACCUGCCCGUCGGAUCUCGAGCACAGUAGUAACGAUCAUCAUGAUGUGAAGGAUCUGAGCUUCCGUAGCGCUACGAGCACUAGCAGCAGUUCGCACAGUAACAAUCCACCACAGGCCGCCGUCAUCACGUCGACUGCACCGAGCAUGGUGCAGCACUUGGAUACCUCGAGCAAUCACUCGACGCAAGACUACGAUGCACCGUCACCUCCGGCACGCUCGCUCUGCUCCAAUGGGGGAGUUGUAGGUCUGCAGCAGGAUACAAAUAACAACAUCAAUCAGCACGAGAGUGUGUUGCGCACGAUCCGCAUGCGAAAGUUCUCGGAGCAUGCGUCACCCGAGCAUGAGCAUAGUCAUAAUAGCUACAAGUUUAAAAACUAUAUCCAGCAACGGUUUUCUCAGGAUACGCACGAAAAUGGGCAUGGAACGGAUUUCGACCGUAGUCCGGUGUCGCUGCAUGAGGACCAGCAUCUGCAUCAACAUUCAAGCUCGUUGCGAGCAUCACCACUAACCAAUGGUAGUAGCGGUAGUGUUUCGGGCGCUGAUUCAAAGUCCUCCAGUACGAGCACACUGACUGGGAAAUCUUCAACCGUAGCGUCCUCUUCGGAUGAGCCACUUUCGUUGAAACGAAAGGCACCGAGUGGCGCUACUAGCAAUGGGGCGGAAUCGCCGGCAGCGGAAAAUGGAACCCAUCACCACCAUCAUCACCAUCAACAGCAGCAGCAACAGAAUGCUUCGGAUUGUGCUCCAAUGGAGAAGAAGCUAGCCCUUGCCAAGCACGGACAUGCAAUGGCAGCAUCCUCAUCGGUGACGCCUCUUCCAGAGAUAAAGCACGAGCUGGUGUCGUCGAUCGGUGGUACUGGUGCCGUGGUAGCUCUUGGGCAAACGGCGACACCCAGUUUCGCUCAUCAACACCAUCACCAGCAGCAGCAGCAACAUCAUCAUCACAGUUCCUACCAUCCGGUGCCGAUCUUUGCCUGCCACACGCAGGGUUUCUAUAUUCCGCUGAACAUAGAUUACGAAACACUGUUGCCAUACCUUAACGGGGUCGAUCUGCUGAGCAAAAGCUUCCUUCAGAUGCCUCCGCUGCAUCCGAUCAGCAUCAGCGUAAACUACACGCCGAGCACGCUGACCGGAAGUGGUGGUAGUUUGCUGCUAAAGGCGUCCACCGUUAAUGGGCUUAAUUCGCAGACGAAAGCCAAACUGGUCGAAGGUAUCAUUAAUGGGUGUUAGGAG
Messenger RNA from Anopheles maculipalpis, 1892 nucleotides. It is a transcript of the gene cwo, whose product is annotated as transcription factor cwo. Gene Ontology annotation, molecular function: DNA-binding transcription factor activity, RNA polymerase II-specific; protein dimerization activity; RNA polymerase II cis-regulatory region sequence-specific DNA binding. The record is from RefSeq and is a predicted model, not a curated record. Gene Ontology annotation, cellular component: nucleus. Gene Ontology annotation, biological process: regulation of neurogenesis; anterior/posterior pattern specification; regulation of transcription by RNA polymerase II. The coding region runs from base 48 to 1889 and encodes 613 amino acids. NCBI's taxonomy places the organism in Eukaryota, Metazoa, Arthropoda, Insecta, Diptera, Culicidae. The transcript has 4 exons.